Molecule: messenger RNA, 1802 nt
Organism: Malaya genurostris
Lineage: Eukaryota; Metazoa; Arthropoda; Insecta; Diptera; Culicidae
Gene: CstF64
Product: cleavage stimulation factor subunit 2 tau variant
Exons: 3
Coding region: 150-1385 (411 amino acids)
Biological process (GO): mRNA 3'-end processing
Cellular component (GO): mRNA cleavage and polyadenylation specificity factor complex
Molecular function (GO): mRNA binding
Source: RefSeq, a predicted model, not a curated record
AUCGGUGCAGCUUGCGGCUAAUUCUGUCGAUUCUAUGCUGAAGGUUUUGCAUUAAUUGUGGAAGACUCUCAUAUUCGGAAAAUUGUAGACGUUUACGCUGAUAGCAAUUUUAAUUUUAUUACAACUUGUAAAACUAAACUCAACCAACAAUGAUGGGCGAUAAAAGCGAUCAAAGUAUCAUGGAUAAAUCCAUGCGUUCGGUAUUUGUCGGAAACAUUCCGUAUGAGGCCACUGAGGAAAAAUUGAAGGAUAUCUUUAGCGAAGUUGGUCCCGUUAUUUCUCUUAAACUCGUAUUCGAUCGUGAAAGCGGCAAACCGAAAGGUUACGGAUUCUGUGAGUAUAAAGAUCAAGAAACGGCACUCAGUGCUAUGCGAAAUCUAAACGGUUACGAAAUAGGCGGACGUGCCUUACGCGUCGAUAAUGCCUGUACGGAAAAGUCACGCAUGGAAAUGGCUGCUUUGCUCCAAGGACCGCAAGUAGAUAAUCCAUACGGUGAUCCAUGCGAUCCCUCACAGGCCCCGGAAGUUAUAACGAAAACGGUAGUAUCACUUCCGCCGGAGCAAAUGUAUGAAUUGAUGAAGCAAAUGAAAAAUUGCAUUCAAAAUAAUCCUAUGGAAGCGAGAGACAUGUUACUAAAGAACCCGCAGUUGGCAUACGCCCUUCUUCAAGCACAAGUAGUUAUGAGAAUUGUUGAUCCUGCAACAGCAGUAACUUUUCUCCACAAACCAAACCAGAUGCCACCACUUUUAACAAAUGAUGCAACGAACAUAUCCCCUUCACAGCAUUCUCCGGCACCACUGCCAGUUCCGGCUCCAAUGCCAGUCCCCCCAGUAGGAGGAUCUACAUCCUUUGGGGCCAGUAUCGGCCAUGACAUUGAUUUGAGAAAUGUAGAUCCUCGUUUGGGUCGUCAGAUAAACUUGGACCAAGACAUGCGUUCUUUGCCAGCAUCUGGACCAGUUGGUGGUGUACCCCAAUCGAUGGAUAACAUUGGUAGUGGUUUUAAUCAACGUGGAGUACCUCCACCGCGUCCAAUUGGUCCGCAACAACAACAACCGCCACCAAAUCAAUUUCCAGUGGAUCCACGUCAGCGUCCAGUUGAUCCUCGUCAAGGCCCGAAAGAUCCACGGCAACAACCCACUGGUUCUGUUGGUCAAGGAGGAAGGCCGGGACAAUCGGUUCCACCUCCAACGUCGGCUGCUGCAGCCAGUGCUGCUGCCGCAGCAUCUUCCAAUGGAAUUCCAAACGAUGCUUCCGACCAAGAGAAGGCAGCACUCAUAAUGCAAGUUUUGCAGCUGUCAGACGAGCAAAUCGCCAUGCUGCCACCAGAGCAACGCACUAGCAUAUUGGUACUAAAAGAGCAGAUCGCUAAGAGUACCCAGCGGUAAAUGGGAUAAUUUUACCAUCUCUAGGAGCACGUUCAAGAGUGUUCUAGUUCUAGAUGCAUAAUUCAUCAGUUAUAAAAUUUGAAUCUGGAAGUUAUAAUAAAUAAAAAAAAUUGACAAAAUCAGUUGCGUGCCUCAGAUGUUAAAAAUUUACAACCGAAUCGAAAUAUCCCCUGAUCAUAGGAAAGACCUGAUCAAGUCGAGACAUCGGGAAACAUGUUUAAAUAUGCGCCUCCUACAACCAUGUUUGUAAAUAUAAAACACUACAAGCAUUAACUUUAUCCAAAUUAAUUUACUGUAAAAUUGUUGGUCAAGAAAUUGGCAGAAACGCACAAUGAUAUUUGUUAUUUUUAUCAAAAUAUUGCUUGAAGUAAAUUAAUCCACUGCGAAAAAUUAGUCAUCAGUUUCAAGCAACAAUAU